AGUACUAGUGGUUGUGUGUUUAGUUUUUAUAAGUCGUAUUUUCUUUGUGUUUUGCAGAUGUUAAUACAAAUACAUUGUCAGUUCGAUUUUAUAUUGUGGAUUUCUUUAAUACCAUGUGUUUCGGGCAAAAUCGAGGAAGUAGCUUUCAUUCAUCCUAACACUCCACGAUAAUGGCUGCGUCUGCUACAGAAAUAGAGGAUUUCUUAAGCGGGCCCCUAGUUUCGUGGUUAAAAUCAUGCCUACCAAACCCAGAUGCAAUUACAGAAUAUUCAACCCUCUUUAAUGGCGAUGUUUUACACCAAGUAUACCUUCAAAUUGAUCCUGAACCGUCAUAUCACAUUACUAAGUUGGCAGGGCUGGAGGACCAAGCUCUGUUAUUGGGAAGGGUAAAAAAUUUUGAUGCCAUUGUGAAAAAUGUGAAGGCAUUGUAUGAAGAGGAACUGGGUAUGACACUUCUGGUAGUUCCAGAAUGUAUAUGUUUGGGCAAGGCUCCAGAGACUAGGGAAGGAUUAGAAAAUAUGAAGUUGUUAAUACUUCUAUUACUUGGUGCCGCUGUCCAGUGCCCUAUUAAAGAAUUAUUUAUUACACGAAUAAAAGAGUUGGAUGUAGAUUUGCAGCACAACAUUGUGGAAUGUAUUAAACAAGUAACAGACAUGCAAACCGUUGUUUUGACUCCAGACGCAAUAGAUCUAUUCCAGUCUCCAACAAUGUUCAAUCAUAUGCGGCGUCUGGCUAAAGAACGAGAUCAUUACUUAUUAAAUUGGGCUUCUUUAGUGCUGAAUGAAGGAUUAUGUGAAACUGAUAAUGAGAAUAAAAAUGGUAAAAGUCGGUCUACGCAGAAUAUUAAUCAGAGUAAUGGAGAAAGUCAACACCUGGCUGUAGAGUUAGCAGACUGGAAAGCGCGGUUACGAAAGCAAAGACAAGAAUUAGAAGAGAAGUCGGAGCAAUUAUCAGAAUGUCGUGAGGAAUUAGAACACACGAAAUUAGUAUUGACAAAGUUGCGCACGGACAGUCAAGAGUGGUUUAACGAAGCUAGAAAAUCUUCGGCAUAUAGAGAUGAAGUUGAUGCUCUCCGUGAGAAAGCUGAUCGCUGUGACAGAUUGGAACAAGAAAUUCAACGUUAUCGCGAUCGUCUUGCUGACGCGGAAUACUACAAAACAAGGGUAUCGGAAUUACGGGAAGAUAACAAAGCUCUAAUGGAGACAAGAGACGCUUUAGAGGAACAGCUUCAAAGAGCUAGAAAGAGAGCAGAUCAGUGUUUAUCAUUAGAAGCAGCCAUGAUAAAGCUAAAAAGAGAAGCGAAUGAUAUAGCAUUGGAAAGAGAUGCGGAUCAGCAGAAGAUUCAAGAGUUGAUUGAGGAAAACAAUCAUCUGCAAUAUAUUACAAAAUCAGUUCUUAGUGAAAGCAACAACAGUAAUUUAGACACGGAUAACGAAUGUGAAAGUACAUUGGAAUCAGGCGAAAAUAGUUUGUCUGAACAAUUAACAAGCAAUGCUCAAGCGAGAGCUUUAAAACUAGAAUUAGAAAAUAAACGAUUAUUAUCAACAAUUGACAAUUUGAGGGAGCAAUCAUUUUUGGAAAGUAGUGAUAAAAUGUUAGAACUGGAAAAAGAAAAGAAGAGGUUGAGUUUAAAAUGCGAUCAAUUACAGGAAAAUUGUAACAGGUUUAUGCAACAAAAUUCUGAUUUAGAGGAUGUUUUCAAAAAUGCUUUAGAAGAGAAUAGAAAACUGCAAGACUCAUUAGAUAGUCAAAAAGUAUUCAUAGAUAGGCAAGCUAUUGACAGAGAUUCUGAGAAAAAUAAAUUACAAGACUUUGAAAAACAUUUAGAGUCUUUAACCAAAGACAAACAACGAAUUCAAAUGUUAUGUGAUUCUAUACAAAGACGAGCAGAUGAUCUAGAAAAAACGCUCGAUUCGAGAACGAAGGAACUAAAUAUUGUAAAACCAGAAGCUGAGAAAGUAACCGCACUUAUAAUACAAACGGAAGAACUUAAAACGAAAUUAACUUACAGUGAGAAAGAAUCGCAUGGCUUUCAAAGAGAAGUAAACAAAUUAAGAGAAGCAACUGAAGAAAAACAUGUCCUACUUGAUAAUUUAACAACUGAAAUAGAAUUAAAGAAAAAGGAGAUUGAAAGGUUAAACAGAGAAUUAGAAAUGAAUCAAACAGUUAUAAUUAAAUUACAAGAUUCGGACCAAAAAGCACAAGAACUCAAAUCACAAAAGAAAAUGGAUUCAGAGACCAUACAAACUUUACAGAAAGACUUAAUCAAAGAAAAAGUAAAUUUUGAUAGAUUAAGGAAUUGUAUUGAAAAACUUGGUAUUAAUGUUUCCGAAAUUAUAUGUAAAGAAGUUACUGUAGAUGAUCUAUUAGAAAAGAUUAUAACAAAUUCCGACCAUGAGGCGUUAAUAUCUGAAAUUGCCUCCAAAGUUAAUUUAAUGAAGUUAGUACCUUGCUGUUGUGAUCAUAAAGAAAAGUUAAAUGUUGAUGAAGAUAUAAUAAAUCCUCAAAUUGAACAGUUAUCAUCAGAUUUGGCGGUUCUUACAGCUUCUCUAGAGAACUGUAAAGCUGAGAAUGCCAAACUAGAAGUUAAUAUAGCAACAUUAAACUCACAAAACGGUUCUUUAAUUUCUCAACAAAUGACUUUACAACUUGCCAAUAGUCAAUUAGCAGCUGAAAAGGAAGAAAUAAUAAAACAACUUGAUGUACUGAAAGAUAAACAAGACAACCUUUUGAGAGAUCAAGUGGCCUUACAAACUCUUCAUGAACAAUUAAAUACAGAGUAUGAAAUGUUACUUAGUGAGAGAGAACCCGUGAAAAUUACCGUCAGAGAUUUAAAAACCGAAAAUAGAGAAUUAAAAGAAAAAAAUGAAAUUAUAGAAAAGAAAUUGUCAGAUUAUAAAAUAGAACAUGAAAAUUUAAAAAUAGAAUCAAGAAAUUUAACAAAUUUGAGAGCAGAACAUUCUAAACUGAAAGAUGAUUUUAGAAACCUGUUUACAGCAAGUGACAGGCUUAAAAAUGAAUAUAGAAACAUGCAGGAAGAAUACAGAAAUCUUAGGAGCGAAGUAUCCCAACUAAAAUUAAAAAUUACUGAAAUGUCAGGUGAACUGAAUUCCAAACAAGAGAUUAUUACGAGUAUGGAACUGGAAAUAAAUAAAACUAAUCAACAUUGUGAAAUGCUAGUACAAAUGAAUAAAAGCUUAGACGCUGAUAGACGGUCUUUAAUGGAUCAUGUGUCCCAACUUUUGACACAAUAUCAUGAAUUGCUUGCACAUUCUCUAAAGGAUAAACAACAUUACCAUGAGGAAGAAAAAAUGUUUGCUGAUAGAGUAAAUGCAUUGUGUCGACAAAAAGAGAAGUUGGAAGAAAAAAUUAUGGAACAUUACAAAAAACUCGAUAAUUGCACAACAAAAAGACGUGGUUUUGGUGCAUCUUUUGUCAAAAGAGUGCGUAAGGCCGGCACAGAUUUAAUAAACAAAGUACCAUCUAGAAAUAAUAAAAGAAUUGAAGAUGCAAGUCGAUCAAAAUCACAGUUAACAUUAGCAGGUUCAGAAUCUGGGGAAUCUGAUCCUGGUAUUCAGGACGUAGAAAAAAUAUCAAAAAUUUCAGACCAAGAUCAGGGAUCCUCCAAUCCUAGUACUGAAUCACCUAGGCAUAGUUCAGAGUCCAGUUUCAGUAGACGAUUUGAUGACAAACUACUUAAAAAAUCAGAUAACAUUGACAUAUCUGGAUCUAUUCCAAGUUUAGAUUCUCGAUUGACAAAUGACACAAAUUUUGUAAGGCGUCUCUCUACAACAUCAAUGCAUAGCGGAGGCGGAGAUGAUGCUUUAAUCAGAGCAUCACUUAGAAGACGCCCUCAUAAAACUGUAUCUUCUCACAGGAACAGCUACCAGGGUUUGGAGGGUGAUACAGGACUUCCAGCAGUGUCAUCUCCGUCACCGGUCUUUGGUACAGCUGGUACACGUCGUACCGUAUAUGUUGCUGACGACAACCCUGACGUAACAAUAAAUUCGAAACCUCAGAGUACACCGUUGAAAGAUAAUCCUACCUAUCUGGUGUAUAAUCGUAUUUCAACUGUAAUAGGCGACGGAGCUUGUCAAAGUACCAAUGAUAGAGUUAUUAAUGAUCACAAUCGCUCAAUGACAGAUCAUUCCCGUUCUGCUGUUGAUGACAAUAAUCAAGAAAGAGAAGAGUUGCGACAUGAUAGAAGAACAGCCAGUCGCAAUGAAAAAUCGGAUAAUUCCAAGGAGUCCGCAAUAUGGUAUGAAUAUGGUUGCGUAUGAUAUUAAUUGUUUAGUAUGUAAUUAUAAGAAAUAAGAAGCUAUUUGAAUGCAUGAAUGUGCAGACUGACGAGAUGCCUUGAAUUUAGAUAACUUUACCAUUUAUGAAAUCACGAAAUGUGAUUUGAAUUUUGAAUUGAUAUGGGUGUAGGAUAUUUAUAGUGAUUGAAUAACUUCAUGUCCAGAUUACAGAAAUAUCCUUAUCUAGGUCAAAUAUAUAUCUUAAUCUGGAUAUUCAUUUAAGUAAUGACAGUAUUAACUCUGCAUUUAAAUAUUUUUCAUCCAUGAAAUACCUACAUAUUUAGCUUUAAAAUUUAUUUCAUUCCUUAAUAAAAACAGAACAAAUACAUAGUAAUAUGUAAACUCCACUAACUAGCGUGUGUACUCAUAUCAUAAUGAUUUUAUUUAGAAGGCAAAUAUUUAAAAAAAAUUUGAGGUACAAGUAAAUUAAUUAUUACUCAUAAUUCUAUCCCAGCUGCCUAAUAAUCAAAUAUGUUGUAUAUUUAAUAAAAUCCUAAAAUGUAUCAUCUUAUUUAAAUAUUUUAGUGCUAAAUACUCUUUUGUGACAGCUCGAAUUAGCUAUAAUUAUUUUAAUUAGUUAUAGUAAAAUCUCGUUAUGAUACGUAAAAUUUAACAAUACAUAUUUUUUAAAUUAGCAAAGAUAAUAAACCUUUUGUAUUUGUUAUUUGAAUUAAUUUAUGAUAAUUACUCGAAUAUGAGGCUACAAAAAUGUAAAUAUGACAAAAUGAGAAACUCCAAUAAAUCCAUUGCAAAAAGUUGCAUAAUAAAUGCAAAAUUAAUAAUGUUACUUGCCUUGCCAGUGAUUAUGUGACUUAUUUAGUUGUAAGUACUGUCUACCAUUUUAUGUUAUAUACAUUAAAUAUAUUUUUAUACUUUAAAACAUAAUUUGUAGAUGUACAAAUUAUUAUAUUGUAUUAUAAUUGUUUAUUUAUUUAUUAAUGACCUUAGUUAUACAAUUUUACAACUAUAUUUUUAAGGUUCAUUAAUAUGAUUCCUUUAUGUUAAAAAUCCAGUUUUAAUUUAGUGUAGUACAAAAAUAAAAUGAUUUUGUCAUAUUAUUAAUUGUAAUU
Molecule: messenger RNA, 5368 nt
Organism: Achroia grisella
Lineage: Eukaryota; Metazoa; Arthropoda; Insecta; Lepidoptera; Pyralidae
Gene: Girdin
Product: protein Daple
Exons: 7
Coding region: 171-4280 (1369 amino acids)
Biological process (GO): cytoplasmic microtubule organization; cytoskeleton-dependent intracellular transport
Cellular component (GO): centrosome; cytoplasm
Molecular function (GO): dynein light intermediate chain binding; microtubule binding
Source: RefSeq, a predicted model, not a curated record